Messenger RNA from Vombatus ursinus (common wombat), 4274 nucleotides. It is a transcript of the gene SALL2, whose product is annotated as spalt like transcription factor 2. Lineage: Eukaryota; Metazoa; Chordata; Mammalia; Diprotodontia; Vombatidae. The record is from RefSeq and is a predicted model, not a curated record. Gene Ontology annotation, molecular function: DNA-binding transcription factor activity, RNA polymerase II-specific; RNA polymerase II cis-regulatory region sequence-specific DNA binding. The coding region runs from base 26 to 3349 and encodes 1107 amino acids. Gene Ontology annotation, cellular component: nucleus. Gene Ontology annotation, biological process: regulation of transcription by RNA polymerase II. The transcript is spliced from 3 exons.
UCCCCCCAAUCCCUGCACCCCGACCAUGGCGCACGAGGCCGGGAGGAGCUCUCGUCCUGGGGGACCCUGCGGGGAGCUGCGGGCUGAGCCCAGAGGUGACACUGGCGACGAGGACCAGCCCCAAGUCUGCGCCAAGUGUUGUGCCCAGUUCACUGAUCCAACGGAGUUCCUCACCCACCAGAACACGUGUUGUACUGACCCCCCAGUGAUGGUCAUCCUCGGGAGCCAGGAGAAUUCUAGGUCAAACUCCUCUUCUUCUGAAGCUCGACCAGAAGGCCAGGACAGCCCCCAGAUUAUGGAUACAGAGCAAAGCAACCCCCCUGAUCCUGGGCCCUCAGUACCCACAGAUACCAGCUGGGGGCCUGAGCGAGGCCGAGAAGAACCUUCAGACCACUUUCUCAUCACUACAGCAGGAGCUACUUCAGCUAGUGGAGGUGGGGGGCUGAUUUUGGCCAGCCCCAAGCUGGGAGCAACCCCUUUAGCUAAGGAGUCUACCCCUGCACCCCCUCCACCACCACCUCCUCCCCCUCCUCCUCCUGCAGCAAGUAGUGGUCACUUGAACAUCCCCUUGAUACUUGAGGAACUCCGGGUCCUGCAGCAGCGACAGAUCCAUCAAAUGCAGAUGACAGAGCAGAUCUGCCGUCAAGUGCUCCUGCUGGGCUCCUUGGGUCAGUCAGUGGGUGCUGCUGCCAGCCCCUCAGAACUACCUGGCACAGGUGCAACCACCUCUUCUAAGACCCUGCUACCCCUCUUCAGUCCCAUCAAGACUGGCCAGGCAAGUAAGACACUUACACCGUCUUCUUCAUCUUCCUCCUCUUCCACCUCUGGGACAGAAGUACCUAAGCCUGCCUUCUUCCACCUCUAUCACCCACUGGGGGCACAGCACCCCUUUUCGAGUGGUGGGGUAGGGCGAAGCCACAAGCCCACCCCUACCCCAACCCCUUCCCCCGCACUGCCAGGCACUGCAGACCAACUGAUCACCUCUCCCCACCUGGCAUUCCCUGGCACCACAGGACUGCUGGCAGCACAGUGUUUGGGGGCAGCCCGUGGCUUGGAAGCAGCCGCUUCCCCAGGUCUCCUGAAACCGAAGAAUGGUAGUGGUGAGCUGGGCUAUGGAGAAGUGAUGGGCCCUUUAGAGAAGCCUGGCGGGCGCCACAAGUGUCGCUUUUGUGCCAAGGUAUUUGGCAGUGACAGUGCCCUGCAGAUCCACCUGCGCUCCCACACGGGUGAGAGACCUUACAAGUGCAAUGUCUGCGGCAACCGCUUCACCACCAGAGGCAACCUAAAGGUACACUUCCACCGCCACCGAGAGAAGUACCCUCAUGUACAGAUGAACCCACACCCAGUACCAGAACACUUGGACUACGUCAUCACAGGCAGCGGUCUGCCCUAUGGCAUGUCUGUACCUCCAGAGAAGGCUGAGGAGGAAGCCACUUCAGGGGGUGCGGAACGUAAGCCACUGGCAGCUUCGGCCACAGCCCUGACUGCCACGGAGAGCCUAACCCUGCUCUCCACCACUGCAGGCACAGCCACAGCUCCAGGGCUCCCAGCCUUCAACAAGUUUGUGCUCAUGAAGGCAGUGGAACCAAAGAACAAAGCGGAUGAAAACACCCCACCUGGAAGUGAGGGCUCAGCUGUGGCCGGAGGAGCAGAGACUGGUACAACUAGGAUGCAACUGAGUAAACUGGUAACAUCUUUGCCCAGCUGGGCACUGCUGACCAACCACUUCAAGACCACUGGUGGCUUCCCAUUCCCAUAUGUGCUAGAGCCCUUGGGGGCUUCCCCUUCAGAGACCUCCAAGUUGCAGCAGUUGGUGGAAAAGAUUGAUGGCCAGGGAGCUGUGGGGGCCGUCUCUACUGCCUCAGGGGCCUCUACCAUCUCUGCCCCUGCAGUAUCCUCUUCAUCCUCUUCAGGCCCCAACCAGUGUGUUAUCUGCCUUCGUGUGCUGAGCUGUCCCCGGGCCCUGCGACUCCAUUAUGGGCAGCAUGGCGGGGAAAGGCCCUUCAAAUGCAAAGUAUGUGGAAGGGCCUUCUCCACUCGGGGCAAUCUUCGGGCCCACUUUGUAGGUCAUAAGGCUAGUCCAGCUGCCCGGGCCCAAAACUCUUGCCCCAUCUGCCAGAAGAAAUUCACCAACGCUGUCACUCUGCAGCAGCACGUCCGUAUGCACCUGGGUGGGCAGAUCCCCAAUGGGGGCACCAUGCUGCCUGAAGGUGGGGUAGCUACAAAGGAAAGUGGAGCUGAGCAGUCCGUACCACAAGCAGCAGGGGUCUUCCCCCAGCAGCAGCAGCAGCAGCAGCCUCAGCAGCAGGUAUCCCCAGAGGAGGAACUAUCUGAGGAAGAAGAUGACGAGGAGGAGGAAGAAGAGGAAGAUAUAACAGAUGAGGAUUCCCUGGCAGGGAGGGGCUCAGAGAGUGGUGGUGAGAAGGCUGUUUCCAUGAGGGGAGAUUCAGAAGAGGCAUCUGGUCCAGAGGAUGAGGCAGCAGCCACCGUGGCAGCUUCUGGAAAGGAGAUGGAGAGUGGUGAGAAAUCAGGUCAGCCACCCUCCCUGCCGCUCACUAGCAACCUGGAGGAACCCCAGCCCAUGGAUCAUGGAAGCAAUGAGCCUUCGGGAGACAUUGAGGGGGAUGGACCACCCGAAGAGAAUAGCAGCCCAACUUCAGUGCUCUCUCCAGAAGGGGAAGUGGCCAAUGCGGUCAUAACAGAGGGGCCAGGCAUACAGGAAGCCAGAAGGAAGGAGCACGGGGAGAGCAUGAGCAGCAGCAGUGGCCGCAGCAGUAAGCGGUCCUGUGGGGUGUGUGGCCAGUCCUGUCCCAGCCAGGCAGCCCUGGAGGAGCACCACAAGGCCCACAGCAAGGAGGGGUCACUCUUCACCUGCAGCAUCUGCAAGCAGGGCUUCCCUGAGCGGGCCACCCUCAAGAAGCACGUGCUGCUGGCGCAUCAUCAGGUGCACCUGAGCACCCACGUUUGGAAUUGCAGCCCAGCCCGAAGGGGCCGGCGUCUGUCCCUGGAGGGCCCCGUGCCCCUCCUCUCUGGUGGCCAGGUCAAGCUACAGGACUUCCUGUCCCGGGACGUCCCUGCCCAAUUGGUGGGGGUGGGCCCUCUCUCUUUCUGGAACCAGUAUACGGCUUUCCUGUCAAGUGGCCUGGCCUCUAAGCCCCCGGGUUCCAGCUCCACCUCUGCCACCACUGCUGCCCUGGCAACACCUGCCCUGUUUGGUCCAGGAACUAUGGCUGGAAAGUCAUCUCCAGCAGUAGGAUCCAGUGAGGCCAAGGAGAAGACCGCCCCCCUCAUAUUCCAGCCUCCUGCAUCCAAGACUGUACCUGAGAACCCAGGCAGAGAAGAGAAGUAGCAAACUGCACUGCCCCUCGCCCUAUUCCAGAAGGUGCCAACAACUGGGAUUUUGCAGUGGUUCAUGGCUUAGCCCUGUGGGAUGAGAAGAAAUGAAGGGCAUGCCAACCCACAGGCCCUGAGAGUCACAUUUAGGCAAAGGAGACUGGUUGGUGGGUAUGGCAGAAUAUGUCAGCCUUCUCCUAACCCUCACAGAGGCAUUGGAGAAUGACCGCUUUCUCGUUUUGAAGCUUUCCCAAUGUAGGGUUUGGGGAGUGCAAGUUUGGCUCAUUUCUGGAAGGAACAGUAUAGUUGGGGUUGAGGGGGAUUCAUGGAGUGGAGAUGGGGGCAUCAGGAGGGUAAGCCUGGUACAAACUCUUGUCAUUCUGGGUCCAAGACAUAAGUCUGAAGAGGGGGGGUCCCAAUUCAGAUAGAAUGGCUCUAGUGAAUGUUUGGUUAUAGUAAUGACACAAAGUGCAACAAUGCACAAAGAGGGUGAUGUAACAAGUCCUCCCAAACUGGGGUGUUUCCAGUUUAUUAGAUAUCCCCCCUUUUCCCUGGAUCCUGCUUUUCCCCUAAUGCCCUUCUUCUGUCUAAGCUCUUCCUCCUCCCCACUCUCCCUGCCCAUGGACCAGGGCUUAUGUCUUCACUACUAUCUGACUCUUAGAGAGACCCAGACUUUGGGAGACCAGCUCCUGGAGGUAUAUGCCCUUCUUCUUCCUCCUGUAACAGACAAGAUGUAGUAUUUACUCUUAACAUAGGAUCAUGCGGAACCAGGAGCUCCAGAGGAGGAGUAGCGUUCGGGAGCCCUGCCGUCGAGGGACAUGAAAGGCAGCUUCUCCUAUAAAACUGUAGGCCCCAGAGAUUCCUAACAUAGUGAAAUGUGCAGGGCAGAGAGGGGAGAUGCUAGUGUCUUUCUCUCCAUCAUUAAAGGUGUUUUGACCAAG